AUGAGGUGGGUGGGUGGGUGGGCGUGGCGUGUGGGUGGGGCUCUGGGGGUCAUCUGGCUGGUGGGCGUGGCUCUCCUGGCUCCCCCCGGACCCCUCUCCUCCACCAGUGACCCGCACCUGUCUGAACGCCUCCACCGGGCCGUGCAGGAGCUUGAUGUCCUGAAGAAGCAGAAUGAUGAUAUUAGACAAGUCCUGCAGGAUUUCACUCAGCAGGUGAAGUCGCUGAACAAUGAGGGGGCGGAGGCGGUGGCCAACACAGUGAAGAGCAACAGCAAUCCGGCAGUGGUGGCUGAGCUGCAGAGGAAGCUGGAACAUGCACAGAGGAUGCUGCAGCAGGCUGAUGUCACUGCAGAACGCAAGUCAAGUUCCUCAGACUUCACCCCUUCACUGGAGUUUGAGCUGACGAGGAGGCAGGUGGAAAAGGGAGUGCAGGAGAUGUGGUGGUAUACAUGCGACCAACUCCACCAGCUGAGGAAGCAGGUGGAAAUGUACACAGAAGCCAAGGAUCACAUUGAUCAGAUCCUGGAGGAGGGUCUUGACCACACCAGAGUCAUCCAAUACGACAUGAAUAAGCUGAGUAAACUGGAUGGUCUUGGCACUUGGAGAGAGCAGGAGGCAGCAGACUUGAGUAACCUUGUUCAGAGGAGGCUACAUGAUCUCCAAAACCCUCCAGACUGUAGCAGAGCGAAGAAACUUGUGUGUAAUCUGAACAAGGGAUGUGGGUAUGGCUGCCAGAUUCACCAUGUUGUGUAUUGCUUCAUCGUGGCAUAUGGUACCAAACGCACCCUCAUCCUCAAGUCCCGAGGGUGGCGCUACAACAAGAAUGGAUGGGAGGACGUAUUCCAGCCCCUUAGUGACUCCUGCACCAGCCCCACCGGCAACACACACUCCCACUGGCCAGGAACCAACGACACACAGGUGCUGGACUUACCAAUUAUUGACACACUAUCCCAACGGCCACCCUUCCUGCCACUGGCCAUCCCUAAGGACCUGUCGGAGCGCCUGACACGGCUGCACGGGGACCCAGCAGCCUGGUGGGUAGGGCAGUUCCUCAAGUACAUGUUAAAGCCACAGCCCAAGACUCAGGAGAUGCUGGACAACCUGUCAGACACACUAGGAUUCCAGAAACCAAUUGUGGGGGUCCAUGUGAGGAGAACAGACAAGGUGGGGACAGAGGCGGCCUUCCACUCCAUCGAUGAGUACAUGAGUCACGUGGAGAGUUACUACACCACGCUGAAGAUGACACAGCCUGAUGUGGUGAAGAGAGUGUACCUUGCCUCAGAUGACCCCACUGUCAUCACUGAGGCGCAGAAGAAGUUCCCAGACUACUCAUUCAUCGGGGACUCCAACAUAGCUCGGACAGCGGCAGUGGCUACACGCUACACUGACGCCUCCCUCAAGGGCAUUAUAGCAGAUGUGCACUUCCUCUCCCUCACUGAUCACCUUGUGUGCACCUUCUCAUCACAGGUGUGCCGCAUUGCAUAUGAAAUCAUGCAGACCUUCCAUCCCGACGCAUCCAGCUACUUCCGCUCCCUCGAUGACGUCUACUACUAUGGGGGACAGAAUGCUCACAACCAGAGAGUGCGCUUUCCCCACACACCUCGCAGAUCGGACGAACUCUCACUCGUUCCUGGGGACAUUGUGGGAAUUGCCGGGAACCACUGGGAUGGCUACUCUAAGGGCAUGAACAGACGCACUCGGCAGAACGGCCUCUAUCCGUCCUACAAGGUGGAGGAGGUGGUGGACGUUGCCGACUUUCCCAUUUAUCCUGACAGCCAGAGCCAGAAAGGAAGGGGAGCGUAAAUGUGUGUUUUCUGUGUGUGUGUGUGUGUGUGUGUGUGUGUGUGUGUGUGUGUGUGUGUGUGUGUUGAUAGAAGAUAACACAUGCAAUUAUUUUUAUCCUACAUAUAUUGAUUGAGAAGUAUAGAUUAAUUUGUAUUUCUUCCUGCUUCUUGUUUAUGUAUAUAUGUACAUGUGUGAUAAUUAUCUAGUGUAUUUAAUUCUGCGUCAGUAUUUCACGUCUUUUCUCUGUCGUUUUAACUGUGGAGUUUGAAAGGCAUACAGUUCUAUAUAUUACAGUACAAUAUUGCAUGGUUAGUAAUACAUUUCUGUAGCCUGAUUUAUAGAAAGUUGAAUUAUUUAGCUUCCUGUUGAUUUGAGUGAAUUGAGUGAAGAAUGGAUGAACGUAGAGAAAGAGAGAGAGAGAUAUACAUUUUAAGAAUUAACUAAUGCAAUACUCUUUUGAAAGCAUCCAUGAUUUAACGAGAAACUGAGUUAAUAAUUAUUGACAUACGUCUCGAAACUAAAAAAAUAACAUUUGGGUUUGAUGUGCCGCAUGUAAACAGCGACAAACCACCCAAAAAUCUUUCUGAGGCUCUUGACUUUUCAUUUGUACAAGGUGAGCCAAAGACUUUAGACACCUCAGUACGUGUCUGAUCUUUGGUUCACUCCUAGAAUGUCGACGCUCUUGCCAAAAGGAGGGUAGUGUGCAGUGAAGCAUGUGUUGGUGUACUCAGGGUAGAUGCUGUUGCAGAUUAUGAUGGAGGAAGAGAAGGAGGAGGAGGAGAAGGAGAGAGUAAAUCUGUCACAAAUAAUGGAGUAGAAGGAGAGGAGUAGUUAUAGGAAUCACUGUGAAGUUUUAAUGCAAGAGUUUAAGGAGAAAAGGAGAAGGAGAAGGUGAUAUAGAAGAAGGAGGAGGAGAAAUGUGAGAAAUGAGGAAAAGAGCAGUACUUAUAGAUAUUACUUUGAAGUUUUAAAGAGCAGGGAGAGAAUAAAGUGUGGAAGGAGGAGAACACUAGAUAUUAUGUAGAUACUUAAGGUGAGAAGAGGAGAAAGAGCCCCAGGGAGGGAAUAGAAAGAGGCUAGGUAUAGAAAUAACAAGGAACACUUUAAUUGAAAUGAUCUAGUAGAAGAAGAAGAGAAAGAAGGAGGAGGAGAAGGAAGAUGGAUUAAGAACUAAGGAAAUAUUCUAACAUUAGAUAUUAAAACAGAGAGAGAAAAAAAGAGGAGAUAGAAAACAGUGCAAAGAAGUGUUGAAAUGAAAACCUCGCUCUAAAAGGAUUAUAAAGAAAAUGUAUAGCAAACAUGUAUUGAUAUUAACCAUUGCAACGUCCUGCCAUUGGUGUGCUGGGAGAAACAUAUGUGGCAUUGUUUUCUUCACUGCAAGUUGUUGUUUUUCUUUGAAGAUGCAGUUACCGGUGUUUGUUAAUGUUCCGUCACCAUGUUGAUCACUCUGUGUUGUGAAAAAGUCAUGCACUCCCUUUAUCCCCUCCCCCUCAGUAACCAAUUUUUGCCACUUUUCCAUGCAGAGAAAUGUGAGGAGUAGAGAAAUGUUUGUCUGUGUAAAAGUAUCAUUCAUGUUUGGAGAUUGAGUAAUGAACCACACUCCCUCACACCUCAGAUUAUUCCCCAGUUGUCCGUGUAAGCUUCUUAAGAGAGGCAGAGUUGGGAAUAAACAGCAUUUUUGGAGCUGAUAGUUUGAGUGUGGCAACUUUAUGAGACAUUCUUUUAAUAGUAACAGAUUUUAAUACCUGUUGUGCAUGAGUUGUUUCCUUAUGACUUGUGUUUUUAGCUUUUUAUCAAAUUUCUGGGGUUGUCUUAAGAGUUCAUAAGUCAAACAACAUACUACACUUUCUUCCUAACAAAUUAUUUUCUCAAGUUGUCCAUACAGGGAAGUGUUUCAUUGUGUUGUGAGGGUGUAUGAGGCUACCAGAUGCAGUGAAAAGUGGUUAGUUUUGUCCAGAAAUCAAGAACCACACACCCUUUCCCUAACGGACCAUUUUUAACAGCUGUCCAUGUGUUUUGUAGCGUUACAGUGAUGGACAAGAGGAGUAGAGGAGUGUGGGUCUGUAAAAAGGGUUGGUCGUGUUCAGAAGUCAAGCAACAUACCAUACUUACUCUCUUCCUCUGUGAUUUAAGUUAGAGAUAGGGAAGAAAACACUCUUAUUUCCAUGUAUAUAUGUGCAACACUGUAUUACGUACAUUGUCCAUGAGAUUUUGUUAGAUAGACAUGACCUUCUUUCCACAGAACACCAAAUAGUCUUACUCUAACAAUGCGCAUCUUUCAGUGUCAUAAAAGUUUGUUGUUAUCUUUUCUCCUCACUCCAAAAAAUUAUCUACAUAGAAACAUGCUAAAAAAAAAUCACAUCUCAAACCAUAAUAACAAUUCACAAUGCCAUUUUUUCUACAGGUUUCAUUUUUAUAGACUAUCUCCUGACCCAUACACAUCCAUACAAACCACUGGCAUAAUUUCCCUGUUCUCCCAAAGAAAACUAAGCAAUUGAAGCCCUUAUGAAGAUAUACUAAUGAGUCGAUUUUUGACUGUCAGUGCAUCUGGGAAUAAACAAGUGUAUAAAGAUGAGUGUACAUAUGUAAAUAAGAACCAGUUAACCAGUUACUCAGUGUUUCCCUCCACUUGUCAGUCAAGGGUCCCCUCCAUUAAGUCGUUAGCAGCCAGUUACUACAGUUAUCACAGUCAUCACGGUUAUUAGUUGUUAUAUUCACACGUCUUGAUUACCACUUUGUAAGCCCCAGUUAGUGUGGUGCAGGUUACAUGGGAGUUGGUGUCAUUUGCAUUUGUUUUCAUUAGUCUCUACAGUUAUCAGUUAUUUCUUCCACACAUCUCUGAAAAACUACACCAUUUGAAGAGCUCCAGUUUGUUAUGGUACAGGUUAUAAUGCAAGUUUGUGUUGUUUUCAUGUAGUGUUGUAUUGCUUGUGGUUGCUUGAAUGGAGCCACUUGUUUUUACUUGUUAUUGGUUGAUUUUUUUUAAAGAUUUUAGCUGUAUUGGUCUGUUUUUUAGAUUCAGGAGGAGAAAGACAUUAUGCUUUUUAUAAUGACUUGCUUCUUUUAUGUCAUUGAUUGAUUUUUUUAUGAUUAUUCAUAAGUUGUAAGUAAAAUUUUAGUUUUCUUAUUAUUUAUGAGUUAGAAUGACUCUUGUGAUAUUUUUUUAUUAUGAAUUGCUUCUAAAUUAUUUGAAUGAUGAGUAUGAAAGGAGCUUCCAUUUGAUAUGUUUUUAUUCACCCAAAAGAAAUCAUGUUUAUGCACCUACGAUUGGAAAAAAAAAUCCAGCUGUUUUAGAAUAUGAAUAUGAAAAAACUCAGAUCUGCCAUUAUAUUAACUGGGGUUUCAAAUAUGUAAGGCGAUUCAUGUUGACUUCAAUAUUUCAGAAUUUAGCCUUUUCUGUGUCCCUUCAGUUCUGUAUCUCUUGUUAAAUAUUGUAAAGAUAUCAUAUAUACAGUGACUCUUCAUCUUUUGGUUGGUGUUCUUGAAUGUCCCAAUGCUUUAUCUCAAUUCUUGGCAGUUAAUGGGCUUUAGUGGAAGUUAUUGAGGCUUGCAAGAGUGUUUUUGUGAUUUGGUGAUACUUUAACAGGUCAUAGUUGGAAGUAGGGAUUUUCAAAGGUGUUUCCAAGAUUCUAGUUGUAGUUGUUGGGGGUUUUCAAGGGUGUUUUUUGUGAUUCUAGCGAUUAACAUUGUAGUGGAGGUUAUUAGGGUUUUUUGAGGGAGUUUUCAUAAUGCUAGUAAUAGUUGAACAUUGUAAUGGAAGUUAUUAGGGUUUUUUGAGGGAGUUUUCAUGAUCCUAGUAUUAGUUGAACAUUGCAAUGUAAGUUAUUAGGGUUUUCAAGGGAUUUCUCAUGAUGCUAGUGAUAGUUUAAGAGGCUGUUGCAUAAGCUGAGAUUUUCAAGGGAGUUUUCAUGAUUAGUAAUAACAUAACAAGCAUAUCACAUCACCAAAUAAAUGAAAAAACACCCAUGUGAACCUGACUAACCAUCUCCGUGGCCUUUCUAAAAACAGCACUGAUGAGAACCAAAGACUUAAGAACACCAGCCUCAAAUAUCUUAAAAACUACCUUAAACUUUUCUAACCAUACAUGGACGCGACAUCUGUGAUUGCCAUUUACUGUACAUAUGAGGUUAACCGACCAUCCCUAAUGAGUGCUAACUACCUGGGAGGACGGCAGGUAGGCUCUUUUGUAUUUAGUGAACCAUGUGUGAUAGUGUGGACUGGAGGGCAUAAUGUGUUCGUGUUUGGUGUAAGUGACCCCUUGGCGAUCCUUGUCUCAGAGUGUUGUAUACUGAAGAAACAGAGAGAAAAGAGAGGGAGAGAAAGAAAAUGAGUAAGAGAGUAAGAGAAUACUAUUAAAUAAGAUUGUAAAGGAGAGGAAGAGAAAACUACUAAAUAAGAGAGAAAAUGAGAGGAACAGAAGAUUAUUAAGCAUUGUGAGACUUUGUAAAUGAGAGGAAGUUAGUGAAGGAGAUGCUGGGAGAGUUAGUGUCCCUCAUCUUGAAACCAGGAAUUUAUCUGAAAGGGAGAAAGGGGAGACAGAUAAAUGUUUCUCAUCUUGGAGGUGUUAAAUGCAGAAGGAAAAGAGAGGGAUAGCUAAGUAAAUGUUCCUCAUCUUGAAAGAGAAAUAAAAUGAGAGAAGAAAGUAAAUAAGUGUUUUCAAGUCUUAUAUUCAGCUGAAAUUUCCAUAAGAGAAUAGCUGAAAAAACUAGCAAUCAUCUCUCUCGUAAGUUUUAUAUACAGAUGACUUGAAGGAAAAAGGAGGAGAAAUUAAGCGUUCCUUCAUUAACUUUCUUAUAUAGCCAGAGUUUGCUUAAGGGAAGGCUGAGUGAGACGAGGCAAGUUAUCCUCAUCGUGGUUUUAUAUUUAGAGUGAAGGAAGGAGUGGCCAAGUGGGAUGCAGCUGUAGGCAUUCCAAGUCAUGAUAACCAAACGUGACAUUCCUGUUUUAUAUUCGAAGGCUGAAGUGUUGUAUGUGUCAGUUGCACUCGAAUAAAAGAGAGAAAGUCAGUGUGGCUUGUGUUGUUA
Molecule: messenger RNA, 6809 nt
Organism: Portunus trituberculatus (swimming crab)
Lineage: Eukaryota; Metazoa; Arthropoda; Malacostraca; Decapoda; Portunidae
Gene: FucT6
Product: alpha-(1,6)-fucosyltransferase-like
Exons: 10
Coding region: 1-1803 (600 amino acids)
Biological process (GO): protein N-linked glycosylation
Cellular component (GO): Golgi cisterna membrane
Molecular function (GO): glycoprotein 6-alpha-L-fucosyltransferase activity; protein binding
Source: RefSeq, a predicted model, not a curated record